Penaeus chinensis is the source of this 593-nucleotide messenger RNA. RefSeq lists its product as uncharacterized. The record is from RefSeq and is a predicted model, not a curated record. Lineage: Eukaryota; Metazoa; Arthropoda; Malacostraca; Decapoda; Penaeidae. The transcript has 4 exons. Bases 110 to 532 code for a protein of 140 amino acids.
GCGAUAGAUAUCGGGGUCAGUUUUUUGCCUGCACUGAUAUGAGAACAUAUUUAGAAUAUAAAAGAGGACAAACAUCUCCCUGAAGCCGUCAAAUUCGCCUCCCUCCGCCAUGAAGGUCCUCCUGCUCGUCUUCGCCCUCGUCGCCGCCGUCAGCGCCCAGACGGAGCCAUGGUGCCGCUGCGCCGCCUUCGUCACCUACGAGCACUCGGAGAUCAUGGUGUACGAAGCACCCGAAGUCACCAUCGACUCUUGCGAAGACGACGCCAAGCAGUGCAAGAACUCUUGUGCCAAAGAGCUGAACACCAUGAGCAACAAUGGUGACCUUUGGCUAGAGCUCGACUCCGGGAUCACCGUCGGCCAGUACAUCUGCACCUACCUGGCCGACCACUUCUUCUUCUGGAUGAGCAACCACAAGGUGUACGGCUACUACGAGGUGUGCGGCGGCGCCUGGGAAUUCACGGGCGUCGAGUCUCAGCAGCUGCUGUGCUGCGACGCAGGCAAGCACGAGCACUGCAUCGUCAAGCACAAUUAAGACGGAUAGUGCUUGCCGGUGUCGCUUCUUUGGCGAUUGCGCAAAUAAAGGCUUAAAUUAA